This is a messenger RNA of Arachis ipaensis, 993 nucleotides long. RefSeq lists its product as uncharacterized. NCBI's taxonomy places the organism in Eukaryota, Viridiplantae, Streptophyta, Magnoliopsida, Fabales, Fabaceae. The record is from RefSeq and is a predicted model, not a curated record.
AUGGUUAGUGAUGAGAAUUUUGUAGCUCUUGUGUACAAUAGAGGGUCAAUUAAGAAAAAAACGCGAUCAGAUAUUAAGUUUACUAAUAAGGACCCACUGAGUGUUUUUCUCAAACCUUCGACGAGUUUUACUGAGUUUAAGAAUACUAUGCUCCAGAAGCUAGGUCUGCUCGGCGUUAAACGGGUGGAGAAGUUGUUCUAUAGGAUCCCGAUAUCCGUGUUACACGAUGAUGUUAAGUAUGAUUCAUUUGUUAUUAGUAGUGAUGAGGAUUUUUCUGGAGGUUCGAAUUGGAAUCCUCAAUCCUUAAGACAUCUAGCCUGCUCUAAUUCCAUGCCUAUUGGUGCCUCGUCGGUUGCGCCGAUCGUUGCACCCGAGGCAGUUGUAGUUGCUUCUCCUUCCUUUGCAUUUAAUCUGAACCGCAGUGGUGAUGCCGGAGUUAGUGAGACUGGACCGUCGGGGGAGGUAGCAUUUGCGACGCCAGGUUCUUCUGCAGUGGUCCCGGUCUUCGGAGAUGUUGGAGUACCUGAUGGGGUAGAGGAUGCACUGCAUGAUGACGGUGAUGUGGAGCCCGCCAUAAUAGCGAACGAUAGUGAUGAUGACACACCACGGCUGAAUCCAGUUGUGGGUGGGGGAGCAUCUAGUUCGGAUAAAGAAGAAGUCGUGUUAAGCGUGAAAACUUAUAGCAUUUGCCGUGGAAUUGAGUACAAGGUAUUAGAAUCUGAUCAUCGCAAGUACUAUGGCAAGUGCAAAGAGUUCGGCAGCGGGUGCACAUGGCUCAUUCGAGUUAGCCUCCGUCAGCGCAGAGGUAUUUGGGAGGUAAAACGAUACAAUAUUCCUCACACUUGUCUAGCCACAUCGAUAUCUAGUGAUCACAGGAAGCUUGAUUAUCAUAUCAUAUCGGCCUUCAUACUGCCCAUGAUUCAAGGUACUGCAGAAUGCCACGGAGGCACACUUCGGGUUCAGAUCGACUUACAGGAGGGUUUGGAUGGCUAA